Cydia amplana is the source of this 765-nucleotide messenger RNA. It is a transcript of the gene GXIVsPLA2, whose product is annotated as group XIIA secretory phospholipase A2. The coding region runs from base 135 to 758 and encodes 207 amino acids. The record is from RefSeq and is a predicted model, not a curated record. Gene Ontology annotation, biological process: arachidonate secretion; lipid catabolic process; phospholipid metabolic process. Gene Ontology annotation, cellular component: extracellular region. The transcript is spliced from 3 exons. Gene Ontology annotation, molecular function: A2-type glycerophospholipase activity; calcium ion binding. Lineage: Eukaryota; Metazoa; Arthropoda; Insecta; Lepidoptera; Tortricidae.
UAAACCGAGUCUUGACAUUUUCGGCGAGAAUAUAAAUAAAUACUUCCCUUUUAAAAUUACGUGUAUUACUGAGAGUGGUCUAGUAUUUUAAUAAGUGGUAUGAUCAGAUUUCUAACAGAUUUACAUCGGUAAAGAUGGAGAUCCCUUAUAAGAAAAUAUUUAUAUACAUAUUAACCUUCGCUGCCUAUGCAUACACUGGUAUAGGCUCGAGUAUGUUACGGAAUUUAAAAGAUGCAGUAUUGUCCGCUGAAUCAGUUUUCGGAGACUUGUUUCGCAAUACUAUCACGGUCGCUGAAAAGUUCAAAUCAUUGCACGAAAUAUUCGAUGCAGCUGUGGAGGAGGAAUGUAUAUUCUCAUGUCCUGAAGGCCAAAAACCAGUCAGGAAUAGAAAUCAUAUACCAAAGUCUGAUGGCUGUGGUUCCCUUGGGUUUGAAAUUUCGUCAGAAUAUUUGCCGCUGGAGCAGAUGACCAGUUGCUGCAACACACACGACAUCUGCUACGAUACAUGCAACAGUGGCAAAGAAGUGUGUGAUCUAGAAUUCAAGAAAUGUUUAUACAAUUACUGUGAUUCUUACAAAUCUGUAAAUGUUGCUGGUGAAACAAUAACUAAAGGUUGUAAAGCUGCAUCCAAAUUGCUCUUCACGGGCACAUUGACCCUCGGCUGUAAGUCCUAUCUGGAAGCACAGAAAAAUGCUUGCUACUGUCCACCUCCAAAGAACAAGUAUAGAAAAUAUACAACAGGAGAUGGAGACCUUUAGGUUAUGG